Molecule: messenger RNA, 1101 nt
Organism: Amorphotheca resinae ATCC 22711
Lineage: Eukaryota; Fungi; Ascomycota; Leotiomycetes; Helotiales; Amorphothecaceae
Exons: 1
Coding region: 70-921 (283 amino acids)
Molecular function (GO): protein binding
Source: RefSeq, a predicted model, not a curated record
AUUCCUCCCAUCGAGUCUCAAUAUCAUCACCACUAGCAUAUAACAGAGAUGAAUCGGCAAAACAACACAAUGCAAGCAGCCGACCCGUUUGAACCCCCUCCAUCAUACGAUGAGGUGGUCUCCGGUCCAUCCGCUUCGGGUUCAAACACAUUACAAGUCCCUCCCGAGACAGGAAAUAGGGAUUCCCCACUCACCCGUCGCCCAACGGAAGACGAGACCCGCGAGCUGCCUCCCGGAUGGAUGCGUCUAUAUGAUUCCAAAGAGAAGCAUCAUUACUUCGUCGACACCACCACCAACCCCCCUCGCUCCACCUGGAACCAUCCCUACGAGGACGAGGAGUAUCUGAACUCCCUCUCGCCACCCGAGCGUGCGCGCAUCCAAAAGAUCUACCGCGCAACCACCGACACCGCCGUCAUCGCUGAGGGCAGCACCAGCUCAGAGCGUCGUCCCACGCCUCCUCCGCGGCCACACACGACGGGGGAAGCCAAAGGGGCGCGCAAACUGGGGCGGCGCAUGAAAGACGCCUUGACGAACUCGACGCACGAAGAGCGCGAGGCGCGGCGGCGCGAGCGCGCAGAGCAGGAACGCCGCGCCUACGAGAUGCAGCGCAGAUUCCGCAUCGCUUUGACGAAGGCGAUGGAAACGGGCGUGCCGCAGUUCCUGGGCAAGGACUCGGACGGCAAGGAGGUCUAUGUCGAGCCCCCGUAUGGGCCGGGUGGCCAGCAGUACGCACCACGGGGAUAUGCAGGCGGGGCGUACGGGUACAAUCCCUAUGCGCAGGGCCCGUAUACGAAUCCCAACGCGAGAUUUUUGAGGCCGCAGCAGCCCAAUAACCUCGACUACGCUGGAUAUGGCCCUAUUUUUGCAGCUCCGCUGUUGGGCUUGGGAGCGGGGAUGUUGCUUGGGGGAUUGAUGUUGUAGUCAUCUCUAGUGCAUGUAUCUCUCUUCUGGAUUGGAGUUCUAGCGUGGGUUUCUGGGUUAUUGGACAGAUGGAUAGGAUGGCAUCCAAAUAAAUCGGCUUGGGAAGUCUACGGCAGGAAGGAUCAGGCGGCGUUUCAUCAGCACUUCUUCUGUAUUGUAUAUAUCCCAAUUUGCUUCACC